Alnus glutinosa is the source of this 1325-nucleotide messenger RNA. Its product is annotated as GDSL esterase/lipase At1g29670-like. Gene Ontology annotation, molecular function: hydrolase activity, acting on ester bonds. Lineage: Eukaryota; Viridiplantae; Streptophyta; Magnoliopsida; Fagales; Betulaceae. The record is from RefSeq and is a predicted model, not a curated record. Bases 75 to 1154 code for a protein of 359 amino acids. The transcript has 5 exons.
CUUUCCUCGACGUUUUUUUUUUUUUUUUUUUUUUCUUCCUGUUCUUGUAAUUUUCUUUCUCAACGGCGGGUAAGAUGAAAAUAUGGUUGUCUGUAUUUGUUCUCCUGGUGCUCUCAAAGAUCCAACUUCACGUGCAUGGAGAGGCGCAAGUACCUUGUUUUUUCAUAUUCGGAGACUCACUCGCCGACAGUGGCAAUAAUAACUUGCUUCCGACAGAGGCUAGAGCCAAUUACCAGCCAUAUGGUGUUGAUUAUCCUUCUGGAACAACAGGAAGAUUUAGCAACGGCCGGACCUCCUUUGAUAUCAUAGGUGAACUUUUGGGCUUCGAAAACCACAUUCCACCCUUCACAACUGCUAAUGGCUCGGACAUCCUCAAAGGUGUGAAUUAUGCAUCUGGGUCAGCAGGCAUUCGCAAUGAAACUGGGCAGCACUUGGGUGCUCACAUCAGCUUGGAUGGACAGUUAAGGAAUCACCAAGUUACAGUCUCAAAAAUUGCAGGGUUACUAGGAAACAAUGUCUCAGCCGCCACCGAGUACCUUAACAAGUGCUUAUAUUCAGUUGGAAUGGGAAAUAAUGAUUACAUUAACAACUAUUUCCUGCCCAAACAUUACCCAACAAAACGCCUGUAUUCUCAAAACCAAUACGCUCAAGUUCUUAUCGAUCAAUAUUCUCAGCAAAUAAAGAGUUUGUACAAUAACGGAGCAAGGAAGGUUGUACUGUUUGGAGUAGGACGAAUAGGGUGCACUCCCAAUGCAAUUUCUUUGCAUGGCACGACAAAUGGAUCGCUGUGUGUAGAUAAAAUGAACAAAGCUGUUCGACACUUCAACGUGAAGCUUAAACUACUCAUCAAUCAGCUCAAUAGCAAUCUAACUGAUGCACAUUUUACAUACGUUAAUGCUUACAGGAUGGGAUCCAUGAACGUGUCAGCUUUUGGUUUCAAGGUUUGGAACGUUGGGUGCUGCCCGGUAGGGGAAAACGGGCAGUGCCUUCCCGACCACCAAAACACAAUAUGCAAGAACAGGACGGAGUACUUGUUCUGGGACUCUUUCCAUACCACUGAAGCUGUAAACAUACUUACUGCGGCGAGAUCAUUCAGUUCUGUUGACGAAUACGAUGCCUAUCCAAUGGAUAUCAGUCGUCUAGCUAAGCUUUAAUCAUGGAGCUCCGAUCCGGAUCCAUCUCUACUGGCGGCCGUGUGAUUCAUCUAUCAUAUGAUUGUUUUUUUUUGUACCUUGUAAACAAUUAUUUAUCACGAGAAAGUUCCUAGAACGACACGUACGGUACUGUAUAUUAAUUGUUCAUGGUACAAUUUUCUAAUGAAUCAA